Messenger RNA from Aaosphaeria arxii CBS 175.79, 2594 nucleotides. RefSeq lists its product as uncharacterized. Gene Ontology annotation, molecular function: DNA-binding transcription activator activity, RNA polymerase II-specific; RNA polymerase II cis-regulatory region sequence-specific DNA binding; zinc ion binding. The record is from RefSeq and is a predicted model, not a curated record. Lineage: Eukaryota; Fungi; Ascomycota; Dothideomycetes; Pleosporales. The annotation marks the transcript as partial. Gene Ontology annotation, biological process: regulation of transcription by RNA polymerase II; DNA-templated transcription. The transcript is spliced from 2 exons. Gene Ontology annotation, cellular component: nucleus.
GUCCAUAUUAUUACAAAAAAGAAGAAGUCUUCAGUUGAAUCUUCUGACAGAAUCCACGAUUCGACUAUCCAUCUAUGCAAACUCAAUCGAGAACAGCUACCACGAACAAUGGUCCUAUGCUCGGCUCGGACAAUUCCGAAUACACCGAGCAAGGCGCACCGUGCUAUAAUCUUACGACCGAGCAUAUCCCAACGUCGUGACGCAUUUUUCCUCCUCCCAUUGUCAGAAAUCCAACAAACAAUUCAUUCUCGUACUCUCAAGCUAUCAAGGAAGAGAGACACGAAGGUUUCGGAUCAAGUCAAUUGAAAGCACGAAGGUCUCAAAACAUCGACAUAUCAAUUCUCGACCCUUACGUUUUACAUCCCAUUUGGGAGCGAUCACCAACAAUCGACUGUCCCCAAAAUGGAAACCCAACAACAGCAACAGCAACAACAGCCACUACCACCGAUACAAGUCCAAGUAACGGACUCAAACCGCCCCACGAAGCGUCGGCGCCCAGCGCUGUCGUGCGUGGAAUGUCGCAGGCGGAAGGUGAAGUGCGAUCGCCAGCGGCCGUGCGGGCCAUGCGUGAGGACUAAGUCGGAGAGCUGUACGUAUAAGACUUUGCCUCCUAAGCGCGGUGAGGUGAGCGGUAAUAGGGAGGCGUGUGCUGGAUCGGCUGGGGACGAAGGGGUAGAUAUGUUCUCGGGGGGUGGAGGUCACGGUGUUCGGUCUUUUGGGGGGCUAGGACCGAGGGAAUUGGAUGGCACGGUGAAUUCGUAUACGGUGCAGGAUGGUGAUGGUGCCUCGAUGCUUGGAAGAGGGGAUGGGGGUUUCGCGAGCCAACCAGCUUCUUCGUCAUUGCCGUUACCUGCAGAUGCUUUGAACAUGCAAGCAUUGGCGGAUAAGAUUAGGGACUUGGAAGGCAAGUUGCAUAGUCUGACCAACAGUCCUCCUCCUUCUACUACUACCACCACUACUACUGCCGGGGUAAAGAGUGGAGAGAGGAUGGCAACGGCCUUCUCGUCACACCACCCCACUCCCGUAACUCCGAACGGACAAUUCGUCAAAUCGAAGUUCUUUGGCGAGAGCCAUUGGGUCAACUGCAUUGAGCCUUAUGAAGCGUUGGGUAAGUCCUUCACGAAUGUCAACCCGCAAAGCAAUAGGACUGAAGUCAACACAUCGUCUGAACUAUACUACGCCCUGCUGGAGUGUAAAAGGCUUGCCCGUCUGAUCAAAGGCGCAAGGCUGGCUGUCGUUCAACCUUCAGUGUCGGACCUCCCUUCCACGCUGCCCCCAAAGGAUGUGUGUGACAAGCUCGUCAAGGGAUAUCUCCGGACCUUCGAAUCCAUCUUCAGAGUUCUCCACAUCCCCACCUUCCUCGAAGAGUAUGAAAAGUUCUGGGAGGAUAGGUCUGCCGCGAAGCCUUCCGUGUUGAUGAAGGUCAUCCUUGUCUGUGCCAUCGGCGUACCGUUCUACACUGGCGAAGACAAAGGACGCCUCCGCGCAGCCUGCACCAAAUGGAUCCAGGCAGCUGAGGGAUGGCUCAACGGGCCGCACGGCAAAUCUAGAUUGAACCUCACGGGCGUCCAGAUUCACAUUCUGCUCCUCCAGGCGAGGCAGAUGUGCUGUGUAGACGGCGACCUGAUCUGGAUAUCUGCGGGUGCACUGCUGCGCAGCGCGAUGCAUCUGGGCCUGCACCGCGAACCGACGCAGUUCCCGAAGAUAUCGGCAUUUCAUGUCGAGAUGAGACGAAGGCUCUGGGCCACCAUUCUAGAGCUCACGGUGCAGAUGAGUUUGGACAUCGGCAUGCCGCCAACCCUCUCGGAGGAUGACUACGACACUUUGCCGCCGAGCAACCUCAACGAUGAUCAGAUGGACGACACCACGACUGAACUUCCGGCGACGCAUCCCUGGACAACGGGUAUCUGUACGGACACGACUCUGCAGCUCAUGCUACUUGACUCCUUACCUCUACGGCUGCGGAUAACCCGUCGGAUUAACAGUAUCCGCACGCAGCUUUCAUACGCAGAGACGCUCCGCCUGGGAACAACACUGAUGAAUAUAUGCCGUUCGAACCUCGAGCAUCUCCUAUCCCUUCAAGCCGCCAUACUAACGGACUCUUCGACAUCAAGACCAUCGCCUUUCACAAUUAAGCUCAUCGAUAUAUUCGUCCGUCGCUUCGUCCUCGCUCUCCAUAGACCUUUCUUCGGCCGCGCGGUAGACGAGCCAGAGUACCACUACUCCCGAAAGAUAUGUCUAGAUACCUCUUUCAUGCUCAUAGCGCCACCAUCCGCAGCACCAGCACCAGCACCCUCUUCCGUACCUUCCCAUCCCCGAACGGCCGACGAGGUAGGGAAUGUAGAAGAAGAAGGUCGCGACGACUACACCAACCACCUUCACCACGCCGUCGGUUUCCAAAAAUGGUGCCUACUCUACAGCAUCUCGACCAUCUACCUCGAAAUGGUAAACCUCAUCCACGAAUUUCAAUCCUCUCCCUAUCCUCCAGCCACCACUUCGUCCUCCAUACUCACCACGUCCGCGUCCUCGCCCUCGCCAACAGGCGUACCGGAGCAGAUCCGCACCCUCCUCUCGCACAUCCGCGCCUCGUCGUC